This is a messenger RNA of Acanthoscelides obtectus, 384 nucleotides long. NCBI's taxonomy places the organism in Eukaryota, Metazoa, Arthropoda, Insecta, Coleoptera, Chrysomelidae. The record is from the annotation of a GenBank genome assembly.
AUGCUUGCAAGCGCGAAGAAAAACCUCCAAUCGAUGGCUUACUUCGGCCUCACAGAAUAUCAGAAGAUCUCUCAAUAUAUAUUCGAAGAGACAUUCAAUCUCCGUUUCGCCAUUCCGUUCGAACAAAACAACUCAACAAUCUCAGGUUCCACCAUCACGACUCUGACACCCGAACAAACCAAACAGAUCGCGGAGUUGAACAGUCUCGACAUCGAACUGUACACGUUCGCGAAGAAGUUGCUGUUCGACAGGUUCGAAAGGUUAAAAGGUAAAGACGUUAACUUCGCGGAAAGGUUCAAACAUUUAGGCGAGCUGUACAUAGGAAACGGACCGACGGAUUUCGAUUGGGAUAAGCUCGAUGACUCGACGGAUACUUACGAUUGA